Messenger RNA from Microstroma glucosiphilum, 1641 nucleotides. RefSeq lists its product as hypothetical. Gene Ontology annotation, biological process: lipid metabolic process. NCBI's taxonomy places the organism in Eukaryota, Fungi, Basidiomycota, Exobasidiomycetes, Microstromatales, Microstromataceae. The transcript has 2 exons. The record is from RefSeq and is a predicted model, not a curated record. Bases 394 to 1641 code for a protein of 415 amino acids. Gene Ontology annotation, molecular function: oxidoreductase activity, acting on the CH-CH group of donors.
AGUGGUAGUCACUGCGAGCAUUUGGGCCACCAACCACCAUGACUGUAUAGUCUUCCGUCUUGAAGAGGCAGUAGUUGCCGACGGGCGGCUUGAGCAGAUGCCUGUUCUCUUCAAGCCAUUUGGGAAAGUUGAUCGGAGGGGAAAGCAUAUCUGUGGGUAUCUGCUUGCUUGGCUGACUCGAGCGAAUGACUAAGGGAGUAUAUUCUAGUGAUUGCGGAAGGCGGUCACAAGUUGCCGAGAUCAGAUUUCUGAGUCGCCAUCUCCACAUUGGCUGCCACUUCCGUUCCGCUCGCGUCUUCAGCCGUCCGUUGGCUUGGCCCUCGCUUGACACCUUCUUCUGGCCAGCUACUCCUAGAGGCCGACCUUGCUACCUCACCAAUUGCACCUCACACGAUGGCAGUCCUUUCACUCUUGGUACAGCUCUUUCCAAGGCCCACAACUCUGUGGCCCCAGAACGGGGAAGAUGUCUACAAGCUCUGCCAGCUCGCCUUCCUGAGCACGCCUCUUGCGCUUCCUUUCCUCAACGCAGUCCAAGCUCCCUUUGGCCGAUUCUCGGCGCCGUCCCGCUUCAAUGUCAAUGGCAACCUGGGCUGGUUCCUCAUGGAGAUCGUAUCGCCGGUCACAUUUCUCGUCUCCUUUCUCUCUCAGCCUCUCGACUCCGUGGAGUCGGAUGAAAGUAGCGGCAGUACCCUGGUGGUAGUCGCCAAGAGUCUAGUGUCUCCGAGCCUGUCGCGUCUGUCCGAGAUCCCCGUCGCGAACAAGCUACUAGCGACGCUGUUCGUCAUUCACUACUUCAAUCGGGCGGUAUUGAAUCCUCUGAGAGCACCGCGUCGAUCGCCCAUGCAUCUAAGCGUACCCAUCGCUGCCGUCUUAGUCAACCUCGUCAAUGGUUUCCUCAUGGGAAGCUGGCUCGGCGGAAGGAGCCCAGCUCUCUUGAUCCCCUCCGCCGCUCUGGAUUUGAGCAGGAAGACCAGGGCUACACAGAAAUUCAAGUCAAUUGCCUCUCGGCUUGGCAAUCGUCCUCCUACCAUUUCCGCUCCCGGACUGCUGCCUCAGGACUCGUCUACUGUCCUGACGCAUCCCCUUUUCCUGCUCGGCGUGGCAGGAUGGGCCAUUGGCUUCGCCUCGAAUGUCUACCACGACGAGAUCCUACUUGACCUUAGGCGUCCCAAGGCAGACAGGGUGACAAAGGUGAUGAGAGAGGACGCAGAGAAGGACGAGGCAGCCGACUCUAAGUCGCCGUCUCCCAAGUACGGUAUCCCGAAAGGGGGCCUCUAUAAGUUUGUCAGCUAUCCUAAUUACCUUAGCGAAUGGCUCGAAUGGUUCUCAUUUGCCAUUGCUGCUUACUCCCUCACACCAAUCUCUCCCUACUGCACACAACAAUUGCGGGACCGCUUCCCUCUUUACCCAGGCGAAAUCAUGCCCAUCUCUCUACCCUUCCCUCCACUGCUUACUUUUGCCCGCGUACUCAUCUUCCUUACCUCGCCUCCAGCGCUGUUCCUAUUCAUGGAGAUCCCUCCGAUGAUCGCUCGCGCCGUCAGCGGUCACGACUGGUACCAGAAGAAGUUUGGCGUCGAGGGAGAUGGCAAAGGCGGAAAGUACCCCAAGGAAAGGAAAGCUGUCAUUCCUGGGCUUCUGUAA